GUGUUCUAUCAGUAGCUUAGAUGAGCCGUCAGAUGGUGAUUGUACAUUAAUGGCAGGCAAACGAAAAGGCUACAUUUCAGUCUUUUGGACGGAACCAUACUGACAUUAAGUCUAUAUAUCCUAGUGUGACGGUGGGCGCAGACUGCGCUUCUCCACAGACGAUCACAAUGGCCUCCUGGAUAAUCCAGAUGAUGGUGAUGAUGGUGUCCAUCUUUAUAAAAGCCAGUCAUGGGAAGAGAGACCCAGUUCUUUAUUGUUCUGCAUGCAGAGCAAUAGUGGACGAACUGAACUACUCAAUCAGUCAAGUCGACCCGAGAAAAACCAUCGAUGUUGGUGGUUUUAGAGUCAACCCAGAUGGAAGCGUAAAGAACAAGCAGGUCCCACUGGCUCGCUCAGAGACUCACCUCAGCGAGCUUCUGGAGGAGGUUUGUAAAAGCAUGAGUGACUACGCCCUUCACCUGGACCCCGACACCCAGCAGAAGCAGUACAGGAGGUUUGCUCCUCGAAGCACCGGGACCGACGGAGGCUUUCCAGAUUUGAAGAAUUUCCAGUUUGAUGGCCCUGAAGCAUCGACCGGCCUGGCGUUUGCAUGUGAGACAUUAGUGGAGGAGCUGGAGGACGACAUCAUAUCCACGUUCAGUAAGAAGGCAGACGGAGUGGAGGAGCAGCUCUGCAGCAGUCUCUGUGAUCGAAGCGGCUCUCGUACCAACCAGGAAUUAUGAAGGUUUGCUCCAUCCACGGACCUCCUCGACCAGCUUCACUGUACCGACCAACCGUUCGUGAAACCUUGUUUUUUCUAAAUGAUGACCACUAUUUUUAAAGAAAUAAAAACUUGAUCUUGCAAAACAA
This is a messenger RNA of Oryzias melastigma (Indian medaka), 849 nucleotides long. It is a transcript of the gene cnpy1, whose product is annotated as canopy FGF signaling regulator 1. The coding region runs from base 168 to 722 and encodes 184 amino acids. Gene Ontology annotation, cellular component: endoplasmic reticulum. Lineage: Eukaryota; Metazoa; Chordata; Actinopteri; Beloniformes; Adrianichthyidae. The record is from RefSeq and is a predicted model, not a curated record. The transcript is spliced from 6 exons.